AUGCAGUUUUCCCCCUUUCCGUUUAAAGGCCACCUUCGCCGCCCCCUCCUCACCAAACCACCCCACGAGCUCCCCACCCCGGCACCCGCCGCCGCCGCCAACGUCCUCAGCAAGCCCAUCGCCGACAUGUUUGGCCGCUGGGACGACUUCGCCUUCGCUCCCAUCCGCGAAUCGCAAGUCUCCCGCGCCAUGACGCGCCGCUACUUUGCCGACCUCGACGCCCACGCCGAGUCCGACAUCGUCAUCGUCGGCGCCGGCUCCUGCGGCCUGUCCGCCGCCUACACCCUCGCUACCCUGCGGCCCGACUUGCGCAUCGCGCUUGUCGAGGCCGGUGUCGCGCCCGGCGGCGGCGCGUGGCUCGGCGGGCAGCUCUUCUCCGCCAUGGUCAUGCGGAAGCCUGCUGAUGCUUUCCUCGCUGAGCUGGGUGUCCCCUUUGACGACGAGGGCGACUUUGUCGUCGUGAAGCACGCGGCUCUCUUCACCUCGACUGUGCUCGCCAAGGUCCUCGCCCUUCCCAAUGUGAAGCUUUUCAACGCUACCGCCGUCGAGGACCUCAUCACCCGCCCCCACGAGGGCGGCGUCCGCAUCGCCGGCGUCGUGACCAACUGGACCCUCGUUUCCCUUCACCACGAUGACCAGAGCUGCAUGGACCCCAACACCAUCAACGCCCCCGUUGUGAUUUCCACCACCGGCCAUGAUGGACCCAUGGGUGCCUUUUCGGUCAAGCGUCUCGUGAGCAUGCAGCGCGUCGAAAAGCUCGGCGGCAUGCGCGGCCUCGACAUGCUCCGCGCCGAAGACGCCAUCGUCAAGAACACCCGCGAGAUCGUCCCCGGCUUGAUCGUCGGCGGAAUGGAGCUUUCCGAGAUGGACGGCUGCAACCGCAUGGGCCCCACCUUUGGUGCCAUGGCCCUCAGUGGCGUCAAGGCCGCCGAGGAAGCCCUUAAAGUGUUUGACCUUCGAAAGAAGCAGAACGACACUGACGCUUAA
This is a messenger RNA of Parascedosporium putredinis, 987 nucleotides long. NCBI's taxonomy places the organism in Eukaryota, Fungi, Ascomycota, Sordariomycetes, Microascales, Microascaceae. The record is from the annotation of a GenBank genome assembly.